Eimeria acervulina is the source of this 5880-nucleotide messenger RNA. RefSeq names its product CAM kinase, SNF1 family, putative. Gene Ontology annotation, molecular function: protein serine/threonine kinase activity; ATP binding. The transcript is spliced from 8 exons. Gene Ontology annotation, cellular component: cytoplasm. Gene Ontology annotation, biological process: intracellular signal transduction; protein phosphorylation. NCBI's taxonomy places the organism in Eukaryota, Apicomplexa, Conoidasida, Eucoccidiorida, Eimeriidae. Bases 1 to 5880 code for a protein of 1959 amino acids. The record is from RefSeq and is a predicted model, not a curated record.
AUGCAUUCCCUCGCCGCAGUACCCUGCAGCAGCACAGGAGACAGUGAAGGAAGUACCUUGGUUUGUCGGUCGUCUCAACCCCCACAGACAGCAAGGAUUCAAUUUAAUGGGGCUGCAUGCGGCGCUCAUCGACAGCCGCAGCCGGGGUGGGCCCAUGAGACCCCCACGCCGACCCCUGAGUCGGUGCUGCACCUCUGCACCUACAGGGGAGGCCCCCGGAGUGGCCCCCUCCAGGCAGAGGGGUUGGAGGACCCCAAAGGGAGUUGUCAGGGGCCCCCACCUUCAGCGAAGCCUCCGAAUCUCCUGCAUGCGUUUGCGGAGACGAAGGGGCUUAACCGUUUGGGGGGAGGAGACUGUCCCUACUCUUCGCAGAAGAAGAGACAGAUAGAGGAUGGAACCCAUGCAAUUAAGACAUUAGGGGCUCCAGAGGGCAUGGGCACUGAACUCAGGGGACGCGGGGGAAGCCCCCCUGCAGCAACAGGAGACUCCAGGGGCCCUCGUGCUGCAAGUCAAGCCUCUCAGAGGGCUGGGGCGCAGCAGCAAAAGCAGCAGCUACCUGUUGCUGCUCGUCUCCGCUUAGACCUCGGUUCUGUAUCGGGGGCAUUUGAUACCAGCCCUAGGACUCAAGUGAGGUUGGGAGCCCCCCUAGGGGCCCCCGCUUCUCCCUACCGGGCGCCCCACAUGCCGCAAAUGCAGGGUCCUGACUCUACAGCAGCAGCUGGAAGAGCAGCAGAGGCAAAGGGCUACAGUGUGCGUCUGCAGCAGCACAACGAGUGGCAUGCGGAGCGUCUGUCUCCGAUGCAGCAGCAGCUGCGUCGGCAGCAGCUGCAGCAGCAGCAGCAGCAGCGUCGGGGGCACUUAACGGCUCGGGCCUCCACCAUGGGGGCCCCCCCUUCCUGGCUUUCCAGCUGCAGCAGUCAUUUGCAAGGUGUUUUAUUCUGUGAAGAAACCCCAAGGGCCCCCCGCAGCCACGUACAGAACCUUGUGCAGCAGCUGGAGGCCCGUCGCCUCCGUUGUAAAGGCGGGGGGGCCCUCAAAGCUAUGGGGAGCCCCUCGGGUUGCAGGGCCCACGAGAGAGCAGCACUGCGUUUUAAAGAGUCGUUUGAAAGAGAUUCUCCUUCUAGAGGGGCUGCUUCUGAUAAGCCUAAUUCAAACACCGACGCAGAGCGGCCAGUAGCACCAAAAGAAGAAAACCCCAGACGCAGGGAGGCAGCUAAACCUGCCGAGACACCCAAGCCAGCAGCUGCUGCAUGCGCACCUGCAUCAGCAUCAGUACGCGCCGGAGAGGGACCAGCAGAGGUCUUGGAGGAGAAGUGGGGUACGGGGGCCCCCCCAGGAGGCCCUGUGGGGGGCCCUCCAGGAACCCCCCCUACAAGGGGGGCCCCUGGAGGUCACUUGCUGCAGGCCGCGCUGGCGAGGGGACCCCCUGAAAAGGUAGUGGGGUCUUAUUUGUUAGGGCGGACGAUUGGGGAGGGUACCUUCGGCAAGGUGCGUGUAGCGACGCAUGCACUUACAGGAGAAUGCGUGGCUGUGAAGGUGUUGGAGAAGGAGAAACUCAAAGCAGCAGAAGAUGCAGAACGCGUGCUGAGAGAAAUUCAUAUUUUGAGGGCAGUUAGGCACCCACACAUUAUCCAUCUGCUCGAGAUUCUGGAGACUCCUUCGCGUUUGUAUUUGGUGAUGGAGUUAGCCAGCGGAGGGGAGUUGUUUGAUUUCAUAGUGCAGAGACAACGAGUAGAUGAGGGGACAGCGCGACGUCUUUUCAGGCAAAUUCUUUCGGGAGUGGAGGCUCUUCAUUCCCUCUGCAUUUGCCACAGGGAUUUAAAACCCGAGAAUCUUCUUCUGGAUGCCUCAAUGAAUAUAAAAAUCGUAGACUUCGGCCUCUCCAAUAUCUACAGCCACAAACCCAUGUUAAAAACUGCAUGCGGCUCCCCCUCUUAUGCAGCCCCAGAAAUCGUGCAAGGAAAACUCUACUCUCCUCUGGCGGUAGACAUCUGGAGCUGCGGCGUAAUAUUAUACGCCUUGUUAGUGGGACGUCUCCCCUUUGAAGAGAACACUACAGAGGGGCUUUACAGGAGUAUUGUUAGCGGACAGUUUGGCUGCCCCAAGUAUUUAAGUGCUGAAGCCAGCAGUCUCCUAAAGGGGAUUCUACACACGUGCCCUUUAAAACGUCUAGGGCCUCUACAAAUCAAACAGCAUCCUUGGUUGCGAGAAGGCAGAGGAAUUCAACAUAUACCCCUCAGUCUUUCUUCUUCCCGCUGGCCUUCGGGGCCCCCAGUCUGCUCUCUAAAAGACUGCCGUGCAUGCGCUGAAUGGUUGUCGCCCCCCUCAGCACAGCUCAGAAGAGACAUCUUAGAACAAAUGCCGCCUUGCAAUUACUCCCUUGAGGCCCUCGAAUGCCACAUCCGAUGCCAUCCCGUCGGCGCGCACGCUGCCACGUAUUAUUUGCUGUGUCUUAAGAAGAGGCGGGAGGAGGAGGAGGCAGCAGCAGCAGCAGCAGCGAAGCAGCAGCGAAGCUCCCCUUCUUUGCCUCCUUGCGGCGGCCCCUCUCCGGCGUCUACAAGACUCAAAUGCCCCAAAGACAGCUCUGCGUCUGUUGCAGAGAAGAGCGAGACACCAACAACAACUCCUUCUCUUGCUGCAGAAUCUCAAACUGCAAAGGCUGAGGGGCCCCGCCGACCUGCGCCCAAGUCUGGGGCCCCUCGAGAAGCCCCCAAGGGGGCCCCCGGCCUUCCUGGGGGCCCCACAGUUCAGAAGCGCUUGAAGGGGUCUUGCAGUUCCGAGACUUCUCUGCAGCAGCGACUGCAGCAGCAACGGCAGCAACACCAGCUGCAGCUUACAGAGAAGUUGCUGCAGCCGCUGGUCGGCCGCUCCGCCAGGGCGCAAGCCGCCCCCAACACCAGAAGCAGCAGCAGAAGCAGCAGCAGCAGCAGCCCUAUCGCUUCAGCGGAAACUUCUCGCCAGACGCCAUCCAUUCAACUCCCAAGAUUAUCUUCUGACUCUGAACGCCCCCCUCGGGCUGCUCAACAAAGGGGCGCCUCUGUAGGGGGCCCCACAGAAAAGAGCGCGAGCGGGGGGUUCUUUAGAAGUCCAGACACCCCACAACCGCCUCAGGAAGGCCCCCCAUUGCCGCUGCAGCGUAGUGAUCGCAGAACAUGUGAGAAGGAGACACAAGCAAAAGAGACAGUAGGGUCUCCAUCAAGAAACAGCGUAGUGCAGCGCCCAACAACCUCUUGGGAUAACCGCUCAGGCACUCUGCAGCAGAAGGGGAAGGACACGCCUUUGAAACAGAAACGGCUUGAAUCCUCUCUUCAGCAGCAUCAGCAGAAACAGCAACAGCAGGUGCAGCACGAGGGGCAGCACGAUGAGAAGCUCCCAGUCCUGGAGAAGCCGCAACCCGCGCAACAGCAGCAGACAAACUGUGAGGCUCUGCAGCUCACGCAGCUCAUGAUGCGCGAUAUGGUUGUCCGGCAGCAGCUGCAGCUUCGUGGAGAGUCACUGCAGCAAUCCGUGGGUCUAGAGGGGGGCCCCAGUAGAGACGAGUACACCCUCAGGGGCCUCCUCACUGCCCGAGAGCCACUGCCCCCCAGCGCCCAACUCAACUGUAACCUAGGGGCCCCCAAAAGCCCUCGCCGUGUCCUGCAGUCUCUGUUGUCUCCACGCUGUCUGCUUACUGCUGCUGACCUUAGCUGCGAAGGCACCACGCAGCAGCAGCAGCAGCAGCAGCAGCACGAGGGCUGUGCUGUUGCACCAGCCGAAUCUGGCUUGUCCACCCAUCAGGCGCAACGCUGCGUGUCAGCGCAUGCAGAGACACCUCAGAUUCAGCAUAGAAGUCCCCCAGCUUCUGCUUCCUCUGUGGCCGUCGCCCUUGCUCAGCUCCCCCUGGCAGCGGCAAAACCCAGAAGAUCGUUGCAGCUGAACUCGAAGGGUGGGAGUGAAGACGGUGCAGUGUCAGUGCCAUCCCGGCUGUCUUCUUCUGUUACUCAACACAUUCCCAAGGCCCCUUCACGCAGCGAACAAGGGGGCAAGCGCAUGCAAGAAGAAGAGAAACAAACGCAGAAAUCAGCAGACAAAACAACAGUUGCAAGUGCGGCACAAAGCCCCAAAGAUGCAGCCACGAGAAGCCCUACCAACCUCAAAAAGAUCAGCAGCAACAACAGCAGAAGCAGCAGCAGCAAUUCAACGUGGGCUGGAACCUCAGUAGCGGCAUCAGCAACAGGUGCAUGCAUUCGAAAUCGGAAGCCCUCAGGCCUCAGCGCCUCCCUCUCAGUGCAGAAGCAGCAACGGCAGACACCACUGCAGCGGGCUCAGCAGCAACCGCUGCAGCACUCCAGCACAUGGCAAGCAAAGCGAGGCUCCAUACGUGCAGAGCAGCAACGGCUGUCACUAGCAGCUGCAGCCCUAGGGCGCAGCGCGACGACAACAGAAACGCCGAGGGCCAGCCUUCGCGUAGAGACCCCCGCGGGAGCCCCCGCUGGAGCCCCCACGGGGGUUCUUACGGGGCCCCAUGUUGCGGCGAAGCCGCAAGGGAAGGCUGUGGGUUUGAAGGGGCCUCUGAGGAGAGUUGCGCCUUUACGCUUGUCUCUUAGCACCGGCUGUGCUCCAUCGUCGUCAACAGUUGCUGCUGCUCCUGCUGCUGCAGCUCCUUCCAGUUCGGUGGUGCGGGGCCCAGUUGGGGUUAACUUGGAUGGUUCUCUGAGGAAAGGUUCGCUAGCAAGGCUUCCCCCGCCCAGGGGGUCUCUGACUGCCCGCGUCACCCUUAGGCGCAGCAUUGCUGCAGGGGGAAAGGCAGCAGCAGCGCCACCACCAGCCGCAGCAGCUGCAACACCAGCAGCAGGAGCAGCUGGAGCAGCAGGAGCAGCAGUCAACAGGGUCACCAGGCGCCUUGGAAGCAGUGCUUUAGAAGCAAGCGUGAAGACGCAAGACAUGCGAGCUAGAGAGAGACCCUCCGCUACAGUAGUCAGAGCGAGCUCCACCGCAUGCAGUAGCAGCUCGGCUUCUCAUCCGCCUCUGUCUGCGAAGAGGCCCCAGACGGACACUUUCAAACUGGCGCCCCUGCCGCAUGCAACAGCAACUGGCACGUCCCGCGCCCCCCUCCGAGCUGGUGGGGGGGCUGCGGGAGCUCUCGCUGCUGCAGCAAAGGCAGCAGCAACAGCCGCAGCAGCAGCAAGAGGAGCUGCUCUACAGACAAGUCGACACCGUUCGUUAACAGCUGAAGGCCUUCCAACCGACCGCCCACGGGCCCCUGCGAACCCCUGCGGUGUCACUACAGCAGCAGUGACUGCCCAGAAGGCUUCCAAGGGGCCCCCACCUGACAGCCGCAUGCAGAAGACACCUCGAACAGCAACAACUAGCACAAGUCUACUGAGAAGAUCUGCAGCAGUAGGAGGCCUCUCCCAUGCAGCAUCCGCUUCCGUUUCGGGCCCAGCACACGGGCUUCGGCCUGCAGCGGUAGCUGCAACAGCAGCUGCAGCAGCAGCUGCAGCUGCAAUAGCAGCUGCAACACCUGCCGCAACAACAACAGCAGCAAGCAGCAAAACAGGAGAUGGGCGUUCAAAAGUGGGUCCAGGAACCAAGACGGCCAGCACGCACCGCUCCAGCAGCGGAGCUCCAGGCAUUUCAACCGCCGGGAAAGUUCCUCUGGGGUCUAGAGGGGGCCUCCAUCCUGCGUCUUUGCUGUCUGCAAGAGCCUCUGGGCAGGUGCUGCCCUCAAACAGGAAGCAGCAGCUUCUGCUGCAACAGCAGCAGCAGCAGCAGCCCAAACGCGGGUCCUUGCUUCGCUGCAAGACAGCUGGAGCUGCUGAAGAGAACCGAAAGGGCAAUCAGAAGAAUCUCCAAGGACUACCCAACAACCGGUGCAGCCUCCCGCAGGGAAAUUUCUGA